Penicillium antarcticum is the source of this 726-nucleotide messenger RNA. RefSeq lists its product as uncharacterized. The transcript has a single exon. The record is from RefSeq and is a predicted model, not a curated record. Bases 1 to 726 code for a protein of 241 amino acids. NCBI's taxonomy places the organism in Eukaryota, Fungi, Ascomycota, Eurotiomycetes, Eurotiales, Aspergillaceae.
AUGCCCACAAAAUAUGGAUCAACCACAAUGGGAAGAGACGUCGACACCAAAUGGGUCCAAUGGCUCGCCAGACGCAAGAAUCAAGGUGCUUCACCACCAUCCUCAACCUCAGUGCCACCAACAACCACCCUUCAUGAUUCAGGCCCUCUGCACUCUUGCAGCACUGCCACUAGCUAUUUUGCUCUGCUCUCCGCAACUCAAGACCAGCAUCAGCCACGUCGUCAAGGUCGGCCGCAGACACCUUCUCCGUCAAUGGACUCUUCAUGGGUGACUUGGCUCUUUGACCGGGGACGUGGAUCCAAGCGUCCGACGGGCGCAAAUGCAAAUGCAGAAGUCGAUUCACAGACUGAGCAGAUUUUGACCGAGCCGCAAUCGAUGCAUACGGCUCCUGCGUUUGUCUCAAGCCUUGAUUCUCUCCAUUUCCCUCUAAAUGCCCUUAUGGACCCAGGGGAUCUUCCCGCAGUCUCGAAUGAGCCUUUGGGUGAUUUGGAUGUGAACUUGGAUUUGGAUUUAGAUUUAGAUUUUGCGGGACAAGAUGCUGAAUUGCUGAAUUGGUUGGAUGGAGAGUAUUCAUUUGCAGUGGAGACUCCCGCGAAGUCCGGGAAGCGUGGUCUUGAUUCUCCGCGGGACUUGUCCGCCUGUAAGAAGCAGAUGGUGGAUUGUUCGUCGGUUCUUGCCAAGGGGGAUUCUACACCGAACUCUCCUCAAACAGGUUUACAUAAAUAA